CUACAUUUUUAUUUUAGUUUGUGUUGAAAAGUAAACUUGGAAGGACGGAUAAAUAAGUAAUAUUGCUGAUUUUCACCUUUUUUUAACACAAAAGCAGCCUUAAAUUUUGUUAAAAUGGAAGAUAACUUAGUGAAGCAGGCUGAAGAAGUAGAGGCUCUUAGCUCUAUAUACGGAAGCGACUGGACAACGGAGAGCGAAGCAUCAAGAUCAUACUCGAUCAGAGUAGAGGAUAAUAAAAGGGAGUGUAUUUUGUAUGUGACCAUGCCAGAAGGCUACCCUGGGGAGUCACCUCCGAAAUACGAGUUGUCGGCUCCCUGGAUGGAGAGAAAGGAUAAAGAAAAGCUACACCAAGCUUUGGACGAAGUUUACUUAGAAAAUAUAGGUGAAACAGUAAUAUUCCAGUGGGUGGAGAAAAUAAGGGAAAUAAUGCAGAACAUCAAGUCAGUGGAGACCCAGAAGAAAAAAGAGAAAGCUCCCAUAGACACUUUGGAUCUGACAGAGUUAGAAAUCAGUUGUCCAGAUAUAACACACGGUGAAGUGAUCCAGGACAGGAAGAGCUCCUUCCAGGGACAUGCAGCUGAGGUGCAUUCUAUGAGCGAUGUCAAUGCCGUGUUAGCAAAACUAAAGCAGAACAAGAAGAUUCUGAACGCGACACACAACAUGUACGCAUACAGGAUCGAGCGUAAGACGGAGCGCGGUGUGUCCGUUCUGCAAGACUGUGACGACGAUGGAGAGGCACAUGCGGGGGGCCGCAUGCUGCACCUACUGCAGAUACUCGACCAGAAGAACACACUCGUUGUCGUGUCCCGGUGGUAUGGUGGCAUACAGCUGGGGCCGGACAGAUUCCGGCACAUCAACAAUGCCACAAGACAAGUAAUACAACAAGCUGGUCUACUGAAGAAAUGACGUUCAGCUCACUCUUAGACUGUGACACAGAGACUUUUAUACAGUUUUGUAUAUCUUUGUAAGGCGACAAUGCCUAUCUUGGGUUCAUGCAGUCAAUAUUCUCAGACUACUAUUUUGUAGACUUAUACAUUGAUGUAUAUAUGGUUAAGUGUUUACAAAACAAAAAGUAAGUUGCACGCGCGGGACGGCACCUGGGUCGCGCGAAUAUUAUAUCGAGGGCUUCGCUGCGACUAUCGGUCGAAACCCUCAAUAUAAUUCGCGUCUGGAGCAUUCUGCAACUUGUUUUUUUUUGUGUUAGUGGGUGUCUAAUCCUGAAUUAGAAUUCAAUUAUAUUACUUAUACAAAAAUUUAAAUUGGAUGGUACUAGCAAGCUACCUUGCAUCUGAAAAUAUGAAUUGAUUUUUAACUCUUGUAGAAAAUGUGUCCUCAAAGUUAUGAUGUAUGAAUAUGGAUCUCUUGUAAAUAAAUCUUGUUUAUUAUGUUAAUAAAA
Molecule: messenger RNA, 1396 nt
Organism: Pectinophora gossypiella (pink bollworm)
Lineage: Eukaryota; Metazoa; Arthropoda; Insecta; Lepidoptera; Gelechiidae
Product: protein IMPACT-B-like
Exons: 6
Coding region: 115-906 (263 amino acids)
Biological process (GO): regulation of translational initiation
Cellular component (GO): cytoplasm
Molecular function (GO): protein binding
Source: RefSeq, a predicted model, not a curated record